GCAGCCGCAGUUCCCGGCGCGCGCUGGCUCCGGCGGCCCCUCCGCACCAUGGCGGGCCUGGGGCGGCCGGGCCCGGGGCCCCGCGCCGCUCUGCCCGCCUGGAAACGGGAGAUCCUGGAGCGGAAGCGGGCCAAGCUGGCGGCCCUGGGCGGGGGCGCGGCUCCGGGAGCCGGAGCAGGCGCGGCGGGACCCGCGGAGCCGGCGGCCGAGCGGCUCGUGCUGGCCGACAGCCUGGGCCCACUGCGUGAGAACCCGUUCAUGCGGCUCGAGUCGGAGCGGCGGCGCGGGGCGCGACGCGGCGGGGGCGCGGGCGCGGCCGGGGCGCGGCCGGUACAGCAGCUGCUGGAGCUGUACCGCCGCGUGCCGGGCGUCCGCACGAUCCGAGCCGACAACAUUCUCAUCAUCGAGUCGGCGCCCGGCUUCCCGCCUGCUGCCCCCGGCCCCGCCGUGGGCCCGGCCGCCCGCAUCCGCGCCGCCGAGGUGCUCGUGUACGAGGCGCCGCCGUCGCCGCCGCCGGGCCGCGUCAGCCGUCUGCUGGAGAAGUUCGACCAGCCGGUCGCGCCGCGCCGCCGCGGGAGCCCGGAGCGCGGCCGCCCUCCGCCGCCGGCGCCGCCCGCCCCAGGCCGGGCCGCCCAGCGCGUAGGCGAGCGCGCCGCUUGCUUCGAGCCGGAGCGCCACGGCACAGGCCCCGGGGCCCGGCGCAGCGACUUCCUGCAGAAGACCGGCAGCAACUCCUUCACCGUCCACCCCCGGGGCCUGCAUCGCGGUGCGGGCGCUCGACUGCUCCCCAACGGGCCCGCGACCCUGGAGUCCCGGGUCGGCGCUGCCAACGGCAUCACGGGCUCCGCGCCGGGGCCGGGCGAGUGGAAGCCAAAGGUGGAGUCUGGGGAGCCCUCCGCCCACCCGUCCCCCAGCCCCGGGACCCCCAGUGCCACUCCAGCCGCGUCCUCGACCCUGCCCAUGCCCACCUCUGCCAGUGCCACUCCCAGCCAGCGCCAGUGGGUCUCCGCGGCCACCAGCGCCAACGAUUCCUUCGAGAUACGGCCGGCCUCCAAGCCAGACAUGGACACGAUCCCCGCGGGGGACCUGCAGGCUAGGGCCCUGGCCAGCCUACGUGUGAACUCCAGAAAUUCCUUCCUGUUCAUCCCCAAGCGCAAGGCCUCCGGGGCCCCUCUUCCCCAAGGGAGGCAGUCUGUGGGGCUGCCAGAGGGAGAGGUUGUCUGGGCCUCGGAGCACCCGAAGCAUGGAGCCCAGCUGGUGCCUGGAGUGGAUGGCGCGCCUGUCAGUGGGAGAAGCCCCUUGGGGGUCAAGGAGGGGGUCUGCUCAAGGCCAGCCACUGCCCUAGUGGACCAGGCCGUUAGGUGGCAGAGGCCAUUCUCACCACCUCCAUCCCUGCCGGCCACCACUGGAGGUGAGCCGGCCCCCGGCUUUGAGGUUCCCAGCCUGGCCAAGAAUGGCGGGGAGCCUGGGAGGCCAGGGCUGCCUGUCACCUUCAUCGACGAGGUGGACUCUGAGGACGAGGUCCCCCAAGAAGCCAAACUGCCCUGCAUGGGGGCUGGCGCACCUCCCCGGUACCACCCAUCAGAGCUGCAGCACCAAGGCAGCAAUACCUUCACUGUGGUGCCCAAGAGGAAGCCAGGGGUCCUGCAGGCCAAUGGGGAGCCUGGGUCACAGGCGGCUGAGGAAGUGGAGGCGGGCAGCGUCUCGGAGCCCCCUGCUCUUCUGGGGACCCCACUGAAGAAGCGCUACCCCACUGUGCAUGAGAUCGAGGUGAUUGGCGGCUACCUGGCCUUACAGAAGUCCUGCCUCAUCAAGGCUGGCUCCUCGAGAAAGAAGAUGAAGAUCUCCUUCAAUGACAAGAGCCUGCACACCACGUUCGAGUACCCUUCUGAGAGCUCCCUGGUGCAGGAGGCCGAGGCCCAGGCCCAGGCCGAGGGGGAGGGGGAGGAGGGCGAGGAGGAGGAAGAAGAGGAGGGGCCCAGCCUGAAUGCCACAGUGGAGAAGCCCUUCGUGCUCUUCCUGCCCCGAGCCACGUUCGUUAACAGCGUGGUGCCCGAGAGCCCUCGGCUGCCAGACGGCAGCUCAGGCCUGUCCAGCUACACCCCCAAACACUCCGUGGCCUUCAGCAAGUGGCAGGAGCAGACGCUGGAGCAGGCCCCCAGCGAGGUGGAGCCCACGCAGAAGGAUGUCAUGCUCACCCCUGCCAGUCACAGCGACCUCUCAGACUUCCGAAGCGAACCAGCCCUCUAUUUCUGACUCCAGCCCUGCCAGGAUGGCCAAGCUCUGCCCUCGUUCUGUACCCACCUUCUGCCCUGCCAGGCUGUGCCCCCAUAACCCACCCUCCCUUCCCGAGGCUGCUCCUCCCCUGGGUCCAUCUGGGUCUCCCUCUCCAGCCCUGGUUUGGGGGCACUGCCUGUGGACGAGGGCCAGGUGCUGCUGGACGCCGUGCCUGGCAGCUUUGGGUGGAGGACCGGCUUGGCUGCCUGUCCUGCAGGACUACAAGCCCCCCAGCCCACCCCCUCACCCCCCACGGCUGAGCUCAGCCUGCCCCCUUUGUGACGAAUGGAAAUCUUUUGCCUCCGAUGGUGGACUCAAUAAACAGCACU
This is a messenger RNA of Rhinolophus ferrumequinum (greater horseshoe bat), 2606 nucleotides long. It is a transcript of the gene TPRN, whose product is annotated as taperin. The record is from RefSeq and is a predicted model, not a curated record. Lineage: Eukaryota; Metazoa; Chordata; Mammalia; Chiroptera; Rhinolophidae. The coding region runs from base 49 to 2256 and encodes 735 amino acids. Gene Ontology annotation, cellular component: stereocilium base. Gene Ontology annotation, biological process: auditory receptor cell stereocilium organization; sensory perception of sound; stereocilium maintenance. Gene Ontology annotation, molecular function: phosphatase binding. The transcript is spliced from 4 exons.